This is a messenger RNA of Thelazia callipaeda (thelaziosis nematode), 3729 nucleotides long. The record is from the annotation of a GenBank genome assembly. NCBI's taxonomy places the organism in Eukaryota, Metazoa, Nematoda, Chromadorea, Rhabditida, Thelaziidae.
AUGAAUUCAGAACACACCCUUAAUUUGUUCACGUCUUUGCUUACACCUUUUAAGACAACGUUGCUGGUUAGCGGAAAAUUUGGUGAAUUUGAACGUGAAAUAAGCAAUCAAAUUGACUACUGGCAGAUAACACAUCCUCAACGCUGCGAAAGCUUUAUCAGAGAACGACCUUUAUCUGCUUCAGAAGUUGAAGAUUCUACUUUAUUCACUGAAGAGAGUGAAGGAGAAGGAUAUCAGAUGGCUUCUGUAGAAACUGCCCAGUCACCACAAGCUUGGAGUAACAAUAGCUUAGAUGAUUCUCGAUCCAAGGAGAAUCUUCUUAUACAACUUUUGAACUUACUCAGUAAUAAGGCGGAUUCACUGAAUGUUAAUAAUUUGAAGCAGUUGGUCGAAACGUUAUUGUUCAAAUGUAAUUCGAAAGAAGUAGAAAUGCUUCUGAGUAUGGCGAGAGAAUAUGAAAAAAAAGAAGUGGAAAAAGGCGAAGCCGUCAAAGUAGUCAUUUUGAAAAAGUUGGAUAGGAGAAUAAUUUCCAACUUAAACACUAUUUUUUCAGACUCUUCUGUCUUGGUCCAACUUCCGAGAGUUCCACCGCCACCUCCUCCUCCACCUCCACCUCCUCCUCCAGCACCACCACUUCCGCCACCAACAGAAUGCAAAAGCAGCAAGGGACCACCAACAACAUCCCCUUUUCAGGUUCAUCAGAAAGAAUCAAAGUUAAUAGGCAAGAAGAAAGUUGAGCUACCGAAAGCGUUGAGGCCAAAAUCAAUGCCUAAAGCUGGUUCGCAAAUGAAGCAAAUUCAAUGGACAAAAAUACCUGUAGAAAAGGUGAUCGGAGAUGGCGUGCAAAAAAUCCCAAAUGUUUGGAUGUCGUCGGCACGUUUAUCUGAAAGCGAAUUGCAUCUCAAUUUCGAUGAAUUGGAAUCGAUGUUCAGCUGCACAAUUUCAGCGUCGCAAGCUGAUACUUCAGUGAUUGAAGGACGUGAAACUCGUAAAAGAGGUGUUAUAACUCUGUUGUCACAUAAAAGAAGUUUCAACGUGAGCAUUUUCUUGAAGCAGUUUAAAGAAGGUAAUUAUAGAGUCAGUAUUGCACAAAUCAUCGAAAGUGUUAGAAAUGGAGAGGACAGAUUCUUCGGUUUUGAACGACUAAAGAAUCUUCGCGCCAUCUUGCCUGAUAAUGAAGAGAUUGAAAUACUCAAAGGUUUCACAGGGGAACAGUCUCAACUUGGCAUCGCCGAGCAAUUCUUUCUUAAUCUGUUAACUGUACCAGAUUAUAAACUUAUCCUGGACUGCAUGAUUUUGAAAGAAGAACUGGAUUUCGCUCUUGAAACUUUGUUGCCUCACAUCGAUACUGUAAUUAAUAGCUGUGUCGAAAUUAAAGAAAGCAAAGCAUUGCCUAAAAUUUUUUGUAUGCUCAUACAAAUCGGUAAUUUCCUGAACGCUAAUGCGACAUUCGGCAACGCAGCAGGAUUCAAACUUAAUUCGCUUUGGAGAAUUUUGGACAUGAAAGCAACGCAGAAGAGUAUCACACUUCUUCAUUUCAUUGCUAUGGUUAGAUAUUUCAAGAAAUCUCCUUCAAUUUGGUCUUUUAUCAGUCUUCAUAUGUCUCUUAUGUUUAAUAAAAUAAUAUCUUCCUAUUCUUGGCAACAGUUAGAUCAUAAUAUGAUCUACCACCGCAAAGCUAAGGAUGUUCUAACACUGUUUUUAUUUGCAAGAAUAAUUUUAAGGCUUUCGCUGGAAUCAAUUCGCAAUGACGUCCGCACGCUUAAAGAUAAGCUAACUUGCAUAAAUAACGAAGUAAUCAAACGAACAGAUGUUCGCUUCUUCGAGGAAUCGUAUCAGCAUUUCUUGAAUUCUCGAGAACAUAUGGAAAAUAUGGAAGAACGAUUAGAACAAAUGAAUGAGUUGAUUUCGUAUUUGGCAGCAUAUUUCUGUGAAGAUGAAAAGCACUUCAAAAUUGAAGAAUGCUUCAAAAUACUUUCUACUUUUACUUGUCGACUCAGAGAUGCAUUACAUGAUAAUGAAGAACGCAAAAAACGAUUAAAGCGUCGUAAACAAAGAGUCAGUGCUGGAAUAACCGUAUUAAACAACUCUUCCGAGUUGAACUUCUCUACUAAGGUCAACAGUAGUGACAAAACUUUGGAAGAAGUUUUGGAAAGCGAGUCAGCUAUUUCAGAGCAGUUUGCACUGUUUACGGAAGUUUUCAGAUCACAUUCGGGUUCACGUAGGUUCCGAUCACGUUCUAAUCCUAACCAAAGUACGACUGACGUAAAACAAUCAGACAAUACCAGGAAAGAACGUAAAAUCGUACAUCGAACACUACGCAAAGUGAAAGAUGAAAUAGCAAAUGAGGCAGAUACUUUAUCACCAAUAGUUAAGCUACGAAGAAAUUCGAGAAAUAAAAGUGAUGCAUACCUCAUUAAAAACAGUCGGAAUUUGGACGAGUUUCUAGAAGCAGCUGAGAAAGUUGAAAAAGAAGCCGUAAAGCAUGUCGAGCAUAGUGUUACUUGUUUCGGCUACAAAGAAUCACCUCGAAAUGACAGCGAGAAACUUUCUAAUUCUCCAAUCUCAAGAGAAGAUUCCCUCUUGAGAAGAUCAUCUUCAACGGAUAUUUCAAGGAUUAGUGAACCGGGAUGUUAUGAAGUGACGAUUGAAAAGAACUCAUCAAGUGUCACCAGAGAAAACCAGAUGUUAUCGUUGCCAAGUGCGAUGGAUAAAAUUACAAAACAACAAGUGGCUGUGGAACGAUCUGCCGAAAUACCGUUAACAAAAGCAAUGCGCAACGUUAGAACGCUGAAAGCUCCAAAAAAAAUCAGUGUAUUAUCGGGAACUAGCAGUAUUUUAAGUGCCUCAACACUCGGAAAUAAACAAGUUUCCGCAAUAUCAUCUUUUACAUCUACUCUUGAACGUCGAAGACCAACAAACAAAUCAACAACUUCACCUGAAAUAAAUAAAAAAAUAUUACAAAAGGGAUAUAACGAGUCAAAAACUACUAACCCGAGAUCAAAUUUGCAAUUCGGGAAAUCUUCAAAUACAACUACCAAGGUGAAGCGAAGUGAGGCUAACUCAGCUAAUAAGUCUGCAGUGAAUAUUGCGAAAGGUAUCAAAAUUUUAGAAUCAUCUAAAUUAGGACAGCCUGGUUUUGGCGGUGCCAAAAUAUCUGGGAAAAAUUGCAUUUCCACACGAAUGUCAAGCAAAUCAUUGGCGAUUCUAGGAGAAACCUCAGAUAUACCAGCACCAUGCACAUCAAAUUCCUCAGUGAACAAUUCUCCACCUCUACGAGUGGAUGGCACUACUACGCGUUUCACUUCCAGUAACUUUCAUACCAAUUCUCAAUCAUUUUGGAGUACUGCUUUCCGAGCAAGUACUCCGAUUAAGCGAUCAGUAACAUUACAUGAACAGGCUUCAUAUCCUAAUAUCUCAAAUCCUUCAUGGUCGAAAUCCACUGCUGUAAAUUUAUCAAGUCUUAAAUCAACAGCACAAAAUCGAACCUCUGUAUCAUGUGGUGCAGUAUUGCCUCCAAAAGUGCCCUCAACUCAUACUUCUCCCUCCGUAACACGGCGACCGACAAUGAAGGGACCUGGCAAAAUGAAUUCGCAAACACCAACCUUACCUGCAAUACCAGCAUCCACUCCUCAUAAUCGUGCCACGAAACGGAAUGACUCCUGCAGCACUGCUUCUAGACCGUUGCUGAUCAAAACCGGGACCAUAUCAAGACCAAGGUGGAAAUAG